UUUUCAAAUGUCCUAAAAACACAGUUCUGCUUGUGUGCGUGAACAAACGUCAACAUUUGUUUACCAAAAUAUUGUAGAAUACCUGUGUACAGCGGAAACGUACGAUCACAGAAGGCCUUUUCAUAGGCGUAUGAACACAACCGACAGAAUUCACAGAGUUCUCACAGCGAAAAAAUGGCUUCAAGCAGUAGCCAAAGAAGUGGGCUGUUAAGCGGACAUGAGAUGGUUGAACAUCAUACCGAGUCGUAUGAAGUGCAAGCACAAUUCAAUAGAUUAGUCUCUUUGGAAGAAUUAGAUGAAACACGACAAGCAGAUCUGGAUCGAAUGAAAGACCAGUUUCGCCGAUUACUGUCGCAGCAAAGAGUGAAUAAAUUGGAAAGCAUCUCGGAAGGAGUGUGGGAACAUGAUCAUCGUCGGAUUCGGAUUACGAAGAUGGAAGGAAAAUGGCAAUCGUUCGGAUAUGAGGAUUCCACUGGCAAAUAUGUGGAAAAUCACGAAGGCUUAUAUCUGAUGGAAAUGAAUCGAUUAAUAGUAAGAUGGAACGGCAUGGUUUUGUCAAUCGAGCAAGGAUACAGUUUAUUGCUAGGUAACGCCGGAACGCUCACGCUAGAAGAAUAUCAAGUCUAUUCAAUUCUUGUACGGGCUAGCUAUUACGUUCUGCGGUAUGAUCCAUCGCGAAAGUAUUGCACUGCUGAACCAGAUUUGCCAAGCGCCGAAGAACGAUGUGUGUGGAGCAAUCUGUUUGCUAUGCUGAAUCAACCAAACCCACGAGCAAAUGUUUAUCCCAAAAACGAGGACUCCAAACUGUACGAGUCGGUAAAGAAAUCAAUGAAAAAGUACUGCGAUGUUAUUAGAAAACCAUCGCCUUCAAGCCGUGUGCCAAAGGUUUCAACAAGUGAAGAGAAUGUGAUGCAGUCUUCCGGCGAACCAGUCUUUAAGAAACAAAAAGCAGAAACCUCAUCUUUUAAUGGCGAAAAUGAUGGUUUUAAAAGAAUAGAACAAUUCCGACGGAUGUUCGAUCGGUUCGAUAUUGUUCACAGUUUAAACGAAGACGACCGUCCGUCGGAAAUUAUUGAGCCGGAAGGGGAGAACAGUUUGCGGCUCGUAUUCGAUCUGUUUGCAACAGAAUCUCAUACGUUCAAAAAGAGCCUUCCUCCUCUGCCGAUUGCACGAAUUAUUGUACGAAGAUCAUCCCAACCGUUACCUCAUUUUACGGACCUCCAAAGAUUGUACCGACAGCAGAAGACUUCGGUUCCGUUAAUGUUAAUGCUCGUUUCGGAUACUUUGUCCGUGCAUUGCUUUCUGUACGAUAUUAGAUGCGUUGCGCGAAACAUAAUUUCUCUCUCAGAUGAAGCUUCAACGAAAUGAAUAAUGAAGCGAUAGCUUAUAUUUUCGAUGAAAAAAAAACUAUAUUUUUGUGCCUUAAUUACGAACAAAUGUAUGCACCACGGUUACGAUGCACUUUUCAACAACAA
Messenger RNA from Anopheles funestus (African malaria mosquito), 1475 nucleotides. RefSeq lists its product as uncharacterized. Gene Ontology annotation, cellular component: tRNA-intron endonuclease complex. The transcript is spliced from 5 exons. NCBI's taxonomy places the organism in Eukaryota, Metazoa, Arthropoda, Insecta, Diptera, Culicidae. The record is from RefSeq and is a predicted model, not a curated record. Bases 175 to 1368 code for a protein of 397 amino acids. Gene Ontology annotation, biological process: tRNA-type intron splice site recognition and cleavage.